Molecule: messenger RNA, 2080 nt
Organism: Ictalurus punctatus (channel catfish)
Lineage: Eukaryota; Metazoa; Chordata; Actinopteri; Siluriformes; Ictaluridae
Product: 5-hydroxytryptamine receptor 3A
Exons: 8
Coding region: 9-1334 (441 amino acids)
Biological process (GO): monoatomic ion transmembrane transport; nervous system process; regulation of membrane potential
Cellular component (GO): neuron projection; synapse; membrane
Molecular function (GO): extracellular ligand-gated monoatomic ion channel activity; transmembrane signaling receptor activity; neurotransmitter receptor activity
Source: RefSeq, a predicted model, not a curated record
GUGAGCUGAUGUGUAGACCGGGUCAGAGUGGACCGACCUACGAGUCUCUACAGGAGGUAUUCGACAGGAAGCCAUUUAGACCUGCCGUGAACCUGAGUAACCCCACCAUUACCAACAUCUCCUUCACCCUGUAUGCUGUGCUUGGAGUGAACGAGAAGACUCAGAUCCUCACCACGUUCCUGUGGCUGCGGUUGUACUGGUUUCACGAAUUCCUGAUCUGGGACCCUGAGGAGUGUGAUGGGAUCAGUAAGAUCUCACUUCCUGUAAACAACCUCUGGUCACCUGACAUCAUCAUCUAUGAGUUUGUGGAUGAUGACGUGUCUCAGGCAUGUCCAUAUGUGUAUGUUAACCAUACGGGUCACAUUCGCUAUGACCGGAUGCUCAGGCUUGUCACAGCAUGUAACCUGCAGAUCUUCAGUUUCCCGUUUGACGUUCAGAACUGCACCUUCACCUUCGGCUCCUACAUGCACACAAUUCGGGAUGUUAGGGUGAAGCCUGCUCUCCCAUUUGGUGAGAUGUCAGGGAACUCGAAACGUUACCUGGAGGCCAGCGGGGAGUGGGAGCUGGUGGUGAUUUUGGGAGAAGCGGGAAUUCUCAACUUUGGCAUAGACGAGUGGGACAUCAUCACCUUCUGGGUGGUGAUAAAGCGUCGGCCAAUCCUGUAUGUGGUGAAUUUGCUCAUCCCGAGCUCCUUCCUCAUGGUCAUUGACAUUCUGUCCUUCUAUUUGCCACCUCACAGCGUUGACCGUGCCUCAUUUAAGAUGACGCUGAUCCUCGGUUACACCGUUUUCCUGCUCAUCAUGAACGACCUGCUGCCUAGCACAGCCAACGGCACACCAAUCAUCGGAAUUUAUUUCUCUGUGUGUUUGGCUAUGAUGGUCAUCAGUCUACUUGAGACGGUCAUCAUCACCAACGUUCUUCAUCACAACUCCAUGAAGUACCGCCCGGUUCCUAUGUGGGUCCGGACGGUUGUGCUGAAAUACAUCGCUCGCUUCAUCUGUUACAGUGAUAAGGAUGUCACACACAUACAGCGCAAAAUAUUGGAACAAGGAGACAUCUGGAGCACGCAACACACACACACCGACACUGCACAACACACACAUGCUAAUGCGGGUGUGUCCCCCCUGUGUGUCCCCGAGCUGGUGGAGAUCAGUGAAUGUGUGCGAGCGAUUCGUGCUCACCUCACCAUGCUGCAGCGAGAAGAAGCUCUGCAGGAUGAGUGGUGUCACGUUGGCUACGUCCUCGACUUCCUGCUAUUCCGUGUUUACCUAAUGCUCAUCACCCUCUACGCCUUCGCCAUCAUCUUCAUGUGGUGCAUCUGGAUGUACCAGUGACACACACACACACUCACUGUUUAAACUUUUUCUAAUUUGGCUGAACCUGUGUGAAUAAGUUUAACUCUUAAAUGUUUAAAGUGUUUUUAAUUUUAAUCAAAUCACAUAACCAUCUCUGCACUUUUACCCGUACUACUCUGAUCCCACUUGCACUACACUGACCACACCCCUACUACCCUGAUCCCACCCAUAUUACCCUGACCAUACUCCUACUACCUUGAUCCCACCCAUACUACUCUGAUCCCACCCCUACUACCCCGAUCCCACCCCUACUACCCCGACCACACCCAUACUACCCUGACACCACCCCACCAAUCCUGAUCCCACCUCUACUACCCUGACCACACACCUAUUAACUUGACCCUGUCCCAGGACCCUAACCACACCCCAACUACCCUGUCCAAACCCCUAAUUCCCUAACCACACCCCUACUACCCUGAUCCCACCUCUACUAACCUGACCACACACCUACUACCUUGACCCUGUCCCAGGACCUUAGCCACACCCCAACUACAAUGACCAUGUCCCUACUUCCCUAACCACACCCCUACUUCCCUGAUCCCACAACUACUACCCUGACACCACCCCACCUAUCCUGAUCCCACCUCUACUCUCCUGACCACACAACUACUACCUUGACCCUGUCCCAGGACCCUAGCCACACCCUGAUUACCCUGACCACGCCACUACUCCCCUAACCACACCCCCACUUCCCUGACAACACCCCUCUAUUACCCCAAGUACUC